AUGGCAUAUAUCGUAAAACGUGUAUAUAAAUUCACGCCAUCUAACUCGCAAAUUCCAAAGCAACAAAAAGUUUCAAGGAUCAAUCACACGAACCGAUAUUUCCUUUUCAGUUCAUUUCUAUUGUAAAUACACACAAAACCAUGUCUCAGACUGUUGUGCUCAAGGUUGGUAUGUCAUGUGAAGGUUGUGCCGGUGCUGUGAGAAGGGUUCUGGGGAAAAUGGAAGGUGUGGAAUCAUACGACAUUGAUAUGAAGGAGCAAAAGGUUACAGUGAAAGGAAACGUGCAACCAGAUGCGGUUUUCCAGACCGUUUCAAAGACCGGCAAGAAAACUUCUUUCUGGGAAGAGGCAGCACCUGCCGAACCUGAAGCAAAGCCUGCUGAAACUGUUGCUGCUGCCUGAUGUUGUAAACUCCAUUUGCCUUAUGAACUUGGUUUUAAUGGAUUGUAAUUUCUGACACUUGAUAUGGUUGUAAUGUGUAUUGUCAUAAUGUUGCACCCUUAUGCUUAACUGGGAGCUGCAAUAAUCACUUGGAUGCCUUCUUGGUGGUUGUCUGUAUAACUAUUGAAUAGAAAAUGUGUUCUUUUCUUUGCUGUCUCUAA
Molecule: messenger RNA, 601 nt
Organism: Ricinus communis (castor bean)
Lineage: Eukaryota; Viridiplantae; Streptophyta; Magnoliopsida; Malpighiales; Euphorbiaceae
Product: copper transport protein ATX1
Exons: 3
Coding region: 141-401 (86 amino acids)
Molecular function (GO): metal ion binding
Source: RefSeq, a predicted model, not a curated record